AUGUCAACCAAGCGCCCCUCCGAAGCCGGCGCCCUGAUUUCCAAACGCCCCAAGCCCGACGACCCGAACACCCAGCAACUGGUGGUCAGCAGCGAUGGAACGGGCAAGGGUCAGCUGAUCCAAUCCGUCAAGAGGACGAGCGGGUUAGCCGCCCCGAUCAUGGUGCUCAGUGGCCACUCGGCCGAAGUAUUGGACGUGAAAUUCGACCGAUCGGGCGACCAUCUGGCGUCGGCAUCUGCUGAUCGAACAAUUAACCUGUGGUCGGUUUAUGGAGAAGAGUGUCGGAACUACGGCGUGUUGAAAGGGCCCAAGGGGGCGAUCCUAUCCAUCGAUUUCUCGCCCCUGCGUCCCUUGGAGCGUCUCUACGCAGGCUCAGCAGACAAGAGUCUGACCACAUUUGACCUCAAAACCGGACAGUCUGUUCGUCGCCACCGCGGACACGGGGCGUUGCUGAACUCGAUUGCAGUUUCUGGUGCGAGUGGACACGACCUACUGGCAUCUGCUUCAGACGAUGGAACAGUACGGAUAUGGCGCGAGGACGAUAAGGAGCCUCUCGAUUCCUUCGAACUUGGCUAUCCGCUGACUGCCGUUGAAUGGAGUGCCGACGGCCAACAGAUCUUUGUCGGCGGAUUGGAUAACGACAUCCACUGCUUCGAUCUCCGUAAGAAAGAGGUCUCGUGGAGCCUGAGAGCUCACACAAAUACCAUCGCCGGCCUCAAACUAAGUCCGGACGGAAGUUUCCUCCUGAGUGCCGGAUUUGAUGACACCGUCCGAAUCUGGGACGUCCGGCCUUUUGCUCCAGUUACCGGCACGCAUGGUCCGAAUGCCCCUCGUCGUUUGGUACAAACGCUGUUAGGAGCACCAGCUGGGUUUGACAACCAAUUACGAUCGCCAGCGUGGGAUGCUUCUGGUGAUAAAGUCGCAGUAGGAGCAGCCGAUCGAACAUUGUGUAUAUGGAAUGUGAAUACUGGCAACAUAUUGUAUAAGCUUCCUGGCCAUAAAGGUACAGUCACCAGCUGUGCAUUCCAUCCAAAAGAACCAAUCAUUGCAAGCGGUGGCGUGGAUAGACAGAUCUUCCUAGGUGAAAUCGAUCCCGCUGCCCGAUAA
This is a messenger RNA of Puccinia triticina, 1107 nucleotides long. RefSeq lists its product as uncharacterized. The record is from RefSeq and is a predicted model, not a curated record. Gene Ontology annotation, cellular component: catalytic step 2 spliceosome. Gene Ontology annotation, molecular function: protein binding; RNA binding. Bases 1 to 1107 code for a protein of 368 amino acids. Lineage: Eukaryota; Fungi; Basidiomycota; Pucciniomycetes; Pucciniales; Pucciniaceae. The transcript has 5 exons.